This is a messenger RNA of Phacochoerus africanus (Common warthog), 3008 nucleotides long. RefSeq names its product zinc finger protein 385C (gene ZNF385C). Gene Ontology annotation, cellular component: nucleus. Gene Ontology annotation, molecular function: zinc ion binding; nucleic acid binding. NCBI's taxonomy places the organism in Eukaryota, Metazoa, Chordata, Mammalia, Artiodactyla, Suidae. Bases 303 to 1844 code for a protein of 513 amino acids. The transcript has 9 exons. The record is from RefSeq and is a predicted model, not a curated record.
ACUGGCCGGUCAGGAUAAGGGAGGAUACUCAUUGAUGGGCCCAGCCCUGCCGCCAGGCGAGCCUCCGGGUCUCCCCUCACCUCCUUCCCCGGGGAGCCCCAUCGCACAGCCCCCGUCCCAGCCCGCUCGCCUGCACUCGGCUCUGGGCGGCGCGGCUCCUGGCACCUGCUCCCCGCGGGCCGCCCAGGGGCGGGCUCCGGAGUCGCGGCGGCUGCCCCGGGACGCGCGGGCCCGGGACUCACCCGCCGCGCACCUCCAGGAGCUGAGAAUCCGGAUCACUCCGGGUGGCCGCGGGCGGCUGGAUGCGGCCCGGCUCCGGUCGGGAGCGCCCUUCAGGUAUGAAGCGGCCACUGAGCCCAUCCCCCCCGGGUGAGAAGGAGCCCCCCGUAUCUGGAGCUGCCGAGUGCCCGCCUCGGCCCCCAGACCCCCCUAAGCCCAAGAGAGAAAGAAAACGGCCAUCAUACACCCUCUGUGACGUGUGCAACAUCCAGCUGAACUCGGCCGCCCAGGCCCAGGUGCACUGUGGGGGGCGGGCCCACCAGAGGCGGCUGCGGCAGCUCAGCCUGGGAAAGACGCCCGCGGGGCCAGCAGGCCCGGCCUCCGGCGUCCCCAGCCCCCUGCUGGCCUCCCUGCCCCUGCCCACCAGGCCUCUGCAGCCCCCGCUGGACUUCAAGCACUUGCUGGCCUUCCACUUCAACGGCGCCGCCCCGCUCACUCUCUUCCCCAACUUCAGCACGAUGGACCCAGUCCAGAAAGCUGUCAUCAGCCACACAUUCGGGGUCCCCUCCCCUCUGAAGAAGAAGCUCUUCAUAUCCUGUAACAUCUGCCACCUGAGGUUCAACUCAGCGAACCAGGCCGAAGCACAUUACAAAGGCCACAAACAUGCCAGAAAACUCAAGGCUGUCGAAGCCGCCAAGAGCAAGCAGAGGCCACAAACCCUGGCCCAGGAUGGGACGCUGGUGUCCCCAACCCCAACUCCAGCCAGUGGAGCCCCUGAAGAGCCGUGGAGCAAAGCUGUUCCUGCGGCACCUCCUCCUGGCCCCGAACUCCAGGCCCCCCUGAGUCCGGAACCCACGCCCAGGGAGCCGGCCCACUCAGACCUCCUGGAUGCUGCCUCCUCCUCUUCCUCCUGCCCACCCUGCUCCCCAGAACCUGGGAGGGAGGCGCCAGGGCCUGAACCGGCGGCCACCGCUGUGGGAAGCGGUGUGAGUGGGGAAGGCGGGAGCGAGAAGGGGCGCCUCUACUGCCCCACGUGUAAGGUGACCGUGAACUCCGCCUCCCAGCUUCAGGCUCACAACACAGGAGCCAAGCACCGGUGGAUGGUGGAAGGUCAGCGAGGUGCUCCCCACAGAGGCCGGGGCCGCGCUAUGCCCCGUGGAGGCGCUGGACACAAGGCCAAGAGAGUGACCGGGGCCCGGGGGGGCCGGCAGGGGCCCAGCCCCCCUUUCCACUGUGCUCUCUGUCAGCUCCAGGUCAAUUCAGAGACCCAGCUCAAGCAGCACCUGAGCAGCAGGAGGCACAAAGACCGCCUGGCAGGGAAGCCCCCCAAGCCCUCCAGCCAGCACAGCAAGCUGCAGAAGCACGCAGCGCUGGCUGUGAGUAUCCUCAAGUCUAAACUGGCCUUGCAGAAGCAACUCACCAAGACGCUGGCAGCCCGCUUCCUGCCCAGCCCGAUCCCCACCACAGCGGCCAUCUGUGCCCUGCCAGGGCCCCUGGCCCUCCGGCCUGCCCCCACAGCGGCCACCACCGUCUUCCCCGCCCCCAUCCUGGGCCCAGCCCUGUUUCGCACCCCAGCGGGAGCUGUUCGCCCGGCCACAGCACCCAUCGUCUUCACCCCCUAUUAGCCCUCCUGGGGAGCCCCAGGGCCGACCUCCCAGGAGUUGCUCUUCCCCUCCUCCUCUUCCUGAGAGGCCUCAGUUCCUGACACCCCACAGGAAGCCACCUUUUACAGCCUGGGGGUCCUGCCCAUUCUGGGAAGGGCUGGGGUCAUGCCAAGAGCUGCUGCCCUUCACUCAGUCUGCACAGGGGACUCCACUCAUGCACCCCCCGCCUGCCCAGAGCCCAAGGACCAUCCCUCUGCACCCUCCCUCCCCCCAGGCUUCUAGGGCUAGUCCUGGGCAACCCUACAUUUCCAUCCUGACUUAUGGGGUGCAAACUGGGAAACCCAAAGAUCUAUGCAAAAUCCUAGCCCCAGCCCCAUGGUGCUCUCAUUCCCCCACUCAAGACCUAUAUCCACGUGGCCAUCGCCCCAAGGAAUCUUCUCCUAGCCCGAGGACAAGACCGUGACCUCUAUUCCCGUGUCUUGGGCGGGGAGGCCCUCCCCACUCACUGGAUUCUCCAGAGAAUCACAGAGGUGAGGGAAGGGGUCUCAGGCUGGGAUGAGUCAGGGCCACCUGGACAAGGUGACCCUGAGGGAGCGGCAGAAGGGUGUGGAAGCCAAAGGGAGCAGUGCCAAGUGGGGCGAAGCCAAGGAGCUGCUGGGGUUUUCAUCUGCUGGCAGGACAGGGCUAGUUUUCAUGGAGGGCGUGAUCAGUCGCACACAAGUUCUCCCUUCUUGGCCUUUCAUUGAUUCCCCCUGAAUCCCAGCUCCCUGGCAGGAAAAUGGGUGAUGCUGGGUUUCCCUCAGACCAUGGACCCAGCUAGUGCUGAAUCCCCCCGGGGCUCCCCAGUGGAGAGCUUUCCGCUCCAGGUCCUCACCCCAAACUGGCCCCGGCACUUGGUCCCGCUUUCCCUGCCCUGACCAGCACCCCAAGCCCCCCUCACCAUGAAUCUGAGUGUGGGGAUCCAGUUGGGAAUCCACUCUCAAGACCCAUUUUCAGGCUGUCAAAGUCACUAUCACAACCUCCACCCCACCCCAGCACGGCUGCCCUCACCCCACAAUAUGGGACUUUGCCAGUAUCCACCUGUAUCUUCUUUUUUUAAAGUUGUACCCAAUGGGGGAACAAGAAAAGGGGGGGAGGGGAGGGAAACUUUUUGAUAACAGUUGUGGUUUUAUUGUGUCCAACACG